CGACUCUUUGUGAGCUUAGGAAUGAAGAAGAAGUCUAACUUGCCUUGGGAGGCUGGGGUGUAUUGUCAUCGGAGGAGAGCUUAGGUGUCCGAGGAUGAAAAACUGUUUGAGGAUUCGUGUGCGGCGUGCCGUAAUGGUGGAUGGAUGGGGGCAAAGGAGGGAAGAAGGCGGUGAGAAGGACAAGGAAAAUGGUGGCCAUCGUGGGGUAAGGGGGGUAUGUGCUGCACAGUUGGGACCAGGUGCAACCAUGUCCAAGAGGGAGAGGGAGGAAGGAAUGAGAAGGCCAGAGGGUACAGAUGGGUCACAGGGCAGCAAGGCUGCAGGUAGUGGUGAAUCCAUGGUUAUGGAUGAAUGUACCCACGAUGAUGGAGUGCAGUUGCGCGGGCAAGGAAAAGAGAUGGAGGAGACAUGGAAAAGACGGAUAACCUUUGUCAGCAGCACGUCAGAGUGUCAGCGUAUGCAGCUGCGCGGUCAAGCACCAGUGCUGCAUUACUGCAGAUGCACCAGUCCUGAGUGUGCUCAGCUCGUCUUACAGAAGCAUAAAAGGCCCUUCAGGCUGAACUCGAUGAGAGUGACCUCUGAAUCUCUGAUUGGUCCCGCUCCUCCAGCUUCUGUCAAGGAUGCUGAAAAUGCGACCGAAGAGGAGCAGUUUUCUGAAGUCGCAAGGAUUAUGUCCUUAGGCUCAAACCAACACGAGCUACUGGGUGUUGCCAGUGAUGCCUCGGCAACGGAGAUCAAGAAACUUUCUGAGCUUCGACCAUUACAACGCGUCACAUUGGUGAGGCAUCGGAGUACGCUUUCUGGAGCAGCUGUUGCUUCUUCAUCGGGAACAGCCCCAGAGUAUGAUGCAGACGUGGCAGUGAUCGGUGGGGGAAUUGUGGGCCUGGCAACGGCACGGGAUAUUCUUGGCCGGUAUCCGGACGCCCGUGUCACAGUGGUCGAGAAAGAGUCGCAGGUGGCUCAACAUCAAACCAAGUACAACAGUGGGGUUAUCCAUGCUGGAAUGUACUAUAAGCCAGGUUCGUCAAUGGCACGAUUAUGUGUGGAGGGCGCAAAGAAGAUGUACAGCUACUGUGAAGCAAGACAGAUUCCACACCGCCGGGUGGGAAAGCUCAUAGUGGCGACUCGCGAUGAGGAGCUCCCGCUUCUCGAUGAUGUGUAUCGUCGUGGGCAGGAGAACGGUGUGGAGGGGCUUGAGAUCAUUGACGCUGACCAGAUACGCAAGCUCGAACCGAACGUGAUUGCACUGCGUGCUCUUCACUCACCAAACACAGGAAUUGUGGACUUUGAGACAGUUGCCAAGAAAAUUGCGGAGGAUGUCGUUGAAUCAGGACGGGGGGUAAUACGUACAGGCUUCGAGGUCACGCGCAUAGGUACUUCACGACAGGAGCAGGGGGUUGCACUCUGGGGUCAAGGAAUCAGCUCUCCAUUACGCGCCAGGUACUUGAUCACCUGUGCAGGGCUGCAUGCAGACACCAUCGCCCAGCUGGCUGGCGGUGCAAGAGAGCCUAUCAUUACUCCAUUUCGAGGUUCGUAUCAAAUACUCAAACCUGAAGUUGCUAAUAUUGUUGAGCGCAAUAUUUAUCCGGUUCCAAAUCCCAAGUUCCCGGUCCUGGGCAUUCACUUCACUCCCAAAAUGGACGGAAGGAUGCUGCUCGGUCCGAAUGCAGCACUGGCACUAAGCCGUGAGGGGUACAAAUUCUGGCAGCUCAAUCCGAGAGAGUUUUUCGAUUAUGCAAUGACCCCAGGUGUCGUGCGACUCGUCCUCGGCAACCUCCGGGUCGCGUUCCAUGAGAUCUGGCGUGAGUUAAACCCCCGUGCUUUUAUUGCUGAAGCACAGAGGUACUGCCCUUCUCUGAAGGUGGGUGACACGGUACCUGGGAAAGGUUUGUCAGGCGUUCAGGCCAAAGCUGUCGACAGAGAUGGGUCCCUGAUCGGGGACUUCGUUUUUGAGAAGGCAUCUGACUGUGUGCUCAAUGUGCGCAACGCGCCUUCACCUGCUUGCACGGCUUCUCUGGCGAUCGCAUCCGACGUGGUUGACCGUGUGGUGCAGGACUUCUCUUGGGGUCCUGAAACCUUCCAUCCUAAGAAGCAUUCUUGAUUCCCACCUCCCCCAGCCCGUCGAUUGCAUAGCUGUUUACACAGAACACCUUUCCUGUCCUGCCCAAAAUUUCUUUGGCUUGGUUGCCGGGUGGUGGUGCACUACGAAAACCUCGCGCACAAACUGGCAGGGGAAAAGACGAAAGAAGGUGGUUCGCGGCAUAUGCCCAUGUUAGGACUUUUUCAAAGGAUUCAUAGGCAGUUGGACACAUCUACGUCCGGCCGUAAUUGCAGUCAGAAGCCAUCAGAAUCAUGAUCAGAUACAUCUAGGAAAGCCCUCCCUAGCAUGAGUAUACUCUCAAACACCACCAUCACCCCAAAAACGACAGUGCCACAAACACACACCUUAUGCGCAGCUCAUUCGACAAAGCCAUCUGGGAUUCUAUACUGUGAGCUACUCGGUUCUGCAGUCCCUUUUGGUCACCAGGGGCAUUGCUGCAGGAGCUGAACCUUACAGCACCAGCUGCACAACAACCUUCGCCAGCCACCUAGAUUUUUUAUCUGAUGGCCACAGGGUUCUUUCUCUGGUACCAUUUCGUGGGAGGUAGUGGUGGCUUCAGCGCAGAACUUUGUUGUUGCGGAUUUCAGCCUUCCACUCCUAGACGAUGUUGCUCGAAGCCCAGAUGUUGAACAGACAUGUGGCAAGGAUUCUAGACAUCAUAAGGCAAUUGGGGGUCAAACGGCUCUAUUGUAUCUGAGCCUGCAUUUCUGGUCUGGUCUUGUUUAGACUUCUCUUUGAUUACACCCAGUGACACCUGAUCAUGUUGUGAUGUGUAGUUAUUCUCUUCAAUUUGAACAGGGAAAGGAAAUUUGUGGUGAUAGGUAGUAGUUAGGGGGCCUUUGAUGGCUGAAUCGAACUGAUCCACUGAGCCAAUGGGUUGGUGUUAAAGGUGUGAUUUGAAUCCAUCUCCUGGGCGCACUGCUGCUAAGAUGGAGGUCAGUGACUGACAUUGGCCAGUUGACCUUUGAUGCGCAAACUGAACCAAUCUCCUGAGUGCACUGCUGUUAAGGAGUUAGUCGAUGAUUGGCACUGGGACACUGGCCCAUCGCGCAUUGCAGGAUAGCGGGUUAGGGUGGUCUGGUCAUUUGUGACCUGAAAGUGGUUAUGGUCAUCGCACACAUGCAUUCCAUUGUCUGUUGCAACCUUUGUUUGCUGCAGCAGCUGCUCUAUGUUUUGGGUUUUGGUCAUCUUAUGUCUAGAAACCAGAGAACACAGGAGUGGUGGACGGAAAGGUGCAUAUCAGGCUGCGGCCUGAGGUUUGUGCAUUAUGUGACCUUGGUCAUUGCAGAUGCUAUGUCGUUGGUAUCUCCUGCGAUAAAAUCUGAGGUGUCUU
Molecule: messenger RNA, 3434 nt
Organism: Chara braunii
Lineage: Eukaryota; Viridiplantae; Streptophyta; Charophyceae; Charales; Characeae
Source: the annotation of a GenBank genome assembly